Miscanthus lutarioriparius is the source of this 945-nucleotide messenger RNA. The record is from the annotation of a GenBank genome assembly. NCBI's taxonomy places the organism in Eukaryota, Viridiplantae, Streptophyta, Magnoliopsida, Poales, Poaceae.
AUGGCCGCCGCCGCCGCGCUCCUCCUCUCGCCGUGGCUCGUUUCUCUCCCACCUCAACCGAGCCUCGCCCCCGGCUUCACCAAGAGACUAACUCCCUACCCCUCCUAUCCCCUCCUCGGCCGCCGCGGCGCGAGGCUCCGGGCCGUCGGGGACGGGCCUGGCUCGGGGCUGCCCGACCAGGCCACGGUCUACAACGGCGCCUACGGGCCCUGGACCGUGGAGGACUCCGACGUCCGCGAGGUGCUGCUGUACCGGUCGGGGCUGGUGACGGCGGCGGCGUCCUUCGUGGCCGCGGCCUCCGCGGCGUUCCUGCCUGAGGGCAACCCCGCCGCCGGCGCCGGCGCGGCCGACCUCCUGUACGCUGCCGGCGCCGGCGCUCGGGGCUGGGCCUGUCGCUGCUCCUCAUCCACAUCUACGUCACCCCGAUCAAGCGAUUCCUCCAGGCGCUGUGGGCGGCCGGGGUGCUCGGCUCCCUCGGGACCUACCUCGUCGCCGCCCGCCCGCUGGACGAGGGCCUCGUGCAGUACGUGCUGGAGCACCCCGCCGCGCUGUGGUUCGUCGGCCCCACGUUUGCCGCGCUCACUGGCCUCGUCUUCAAGGAAGUUUGUUAUACAUUGUAGUGUUAUCCAAUUUGUCGAUUAUGCUGACAGUAAUGCAUCCACAGGUCUCUGCUAUGGAAAAUUGGAAGCUGGCAUCUUAACGUUUGUUAUCCCUGGGCUGCUUCUUGGACAUUUGUCUGGUUUAAUGGAUAACAGCACAAAGACAACCCUUUUAGGAGUGUGGAUGCUUCUUUUCAUGGUUUUCGCAGCUAGAAAGUUCCAGCAGCCCAUCAAGGACGACAUUGGGGACAAAUCUGUUUUCAUGUUCAACGCACUCCCUGAAGAGGAAAAGAACGCUUUGAUCCAGAAACUCGAGAGGCAAAAGGCACAGCAGCAGUUUGAGUAG